Messenger RNA from Daucus carota subsp. sativus, 814 nucleotides. RefSeq names its product FAD-linked sulfhydryl oxidase ERV1. The transcript is spliced from 6 exons. Gene Ontology annotation, cellular component: mitochondrion. Lineage: Eukaryota; Viridiplantae; Streptophyta; Magnoliopsida; Apiales; Apiaceae. Gene Ontology annotation, molecular function: flavin-dependent sulfhydryl oxidase activity; flavin adenine dinucleotide binding. The record is from RefSeq and is a predicted model, not a curated record. Bases 98 to 664 code for a protein of 188 amino acids.
UCUUCCGCAUAUUCACGGAUUAAGUGUCGUUAAGAGCCGGUUCCGUCCCUGACUAAACUAGUGACUUGGAAAAUUUUGAGCUUCCUGUUGAUGACCAAUGUCUGAAAAUCCAUUCCAACCAUUUUUGCAAACGUGGGAAAAGAUCUCACUCUCUCUACGAACUCAACUCUCCCAACUAGUUCGGUGUCGAUCCAACUCAUCAAAUCAAACUACUGUUACUCCUAUAAUCUCCAUAUCAAACACUCAGUCUACUCUUCCCGACUCCUCACAGUCUCAUUCAAAGAUAAAUAAUGCGCAACCUGCAUCCAAAGAAGAGCUUGGAAGGGCUACAUGGACGUUUCUUCACACUCUUGGUGCACAGUUUCCAGAUAAGCCAAGCAGGCAACAGAAGAAGGAUGUGAAAGAACUGAUGGCGAUAUUAUCUCGAAUAUAUCCUUGCAAGGAAUGUGCAGAUCAUUUUAAAGAUGUCCUAAGAGCAAAUCCUGUGGAGGCAGGAUCUCAAGCAGAGUUUUCGCAGUGGUUGUGUCGUGCACACAAUGUUGUAAAUAGAAGCCUUGGGAAGUUGGCAUUUCCCUGUGAGCGAGUUGAUGCACGGUGGGGGAAGCUAGACUGCGAGCAGCCACGUGCAUGUGAUCUCCAAGGAAGUACAUCACCUUGGCAGUGAAGCACUCUUAUAACUAUAUAUUUACUUACUGGUUCCCAUAAAAUGUAGAGCGGAACACUUUCUUAUAUUUAGUAUGUAAUCCUCAAAAUUGUAAACUAUUUAAAUACAUUUUUAUUAGUGAUAUACAGAAGUUCUUGUGAAAAUUGAUUA